Penicillium mononematosum is the source of this 489-nucleotide messenger RNA. RefSeq lists its product as uncharacterized. The transcript has a single exon. The record is from RefSeq and is a predicted model, not a curated record. Lineage: Eukaryota; Fungi; Ascomycota; Eurotiomycetes; Eurotiales; Aspergillaceae. Bases 1 to 489 code for a protein of 162 amino acids.
AUGCUUUUGAACCCGUUCCGACCAUGUGAGGGCUCGCCAACCUUCCUAGAGGAAUAUCGAGGCAACUACGUGCCAAAGGUUAUCAAAACCGGAUAUGGCCUCCAGGUUGUGGCGCCGGAUACUCCCUAUGUGGCAGCAGCCGGUCCAAACAAGUUAUACUUCAUCGACACCCGGUUCGACGCUGAGACUGCGAAGCACGUGAAACAACAGAUCGAAAAGGAAACUGUGCCCGACCCAGAAGAGUACAUCGCUAUAGACGAGGUUUCGGCUACAGCAGAAUUGAAAAACUCCGUGACCGGCGAAACGACAUUCGUGUUUGACGCCUCCUAUGCCAGGGUACUGUUUGCAAAGGGAAUAAACAGGCACAACCCAGAAAUCAAACUGCCUGAGCAUGAGCCCGCCGGCGAUUGGUUGGUGACCUACGACCUGGACAAGAUACUUGCGAAGCGAAAUGACUCCUGCUACGAUCUUGGCUGCCACUCUAACUAG